GCUCUCCUCUGGGUCAAUACGUAAACGCCGACAGGAAGCGUAAACCCAGUGCCUCGCUGUUGUCCUCGAUUCCGGAGCGCGCUGAUCUUCUGUGAGCCAAACAGGAUUCUGAAAAUUCCCCGCAUCUCCAAGUUUCUGAUCCGAUGAUGCUGUCCCCUCCCCAGGCUCGAUUCCGACGGACGGACUCAUUGUGACCGUCGCGGACCGGUUUCUGCUCCAGAUUGUUCGUGAGGAACCCUAGCUUCGCGCUCGGCUCGGCUGGCGUCGGAAUGGGGAACAUUCUGAAUCUCGUGCUUGGAAUGAUUACUACACUGGAACGCCACGUCGGGAAGCGACACCGCCAAGGCAGAAUAGCAGAUGAAGCAUUCGAACCGUGCCGCGUUAUGGUUCUCAGGGCUAUAUCAUACCAGGCUGGAUGUAAGGCAGUCCAUCAAAAGAGGAUUGCAGACGGCCGAUUCGAACUAUUGAGCAUUCUGAUUUGCAGAGCAAUGUCACUGCACAUUCGUCUCGGAUCGGUCUGUGACAAGGGGAUGCAAAAUGAUCAACUUAGACUGUGCUGCAGUGUUCUGGCUUGUGGAGUUAUAUCUGACUACAUCAUCUGUCACGAGUUAUUAAACUCUGAAAAGGGGAUAUCAAGUGAUCCGUUCGAGAGCCUUCCAGAGGACGUGCUAUGCACGAUUUAUCAAAGUUGCCUCUGGAUGAGGCUGUAAGGACCAGUGCGGUAUCAAGGAAGUGGAGAUUCUUGUGGACAGUUUGUCCAAACCUGAGUUUUGAAGGAAUUACAAUGUGCGGCAAGAACCGUGCUUCUGGGGAAAAGCUAUAUGUUCAGAAGUUCAUCGAUAAUGUUAAUGCUGUCUUGGCACAGUGCCGUGGCCGGGUUGUUGACGAGCUUGCGAUCGAAUUUGAUUUUGACACCAUGCUGGUUGACCAUCUCAAUAACUGGGCUCGCUUUGUGGUAUCCUCAUCACAGAUAAAGUUCCUAACUUUUGAUUUGGCACCAGAACGUUUUGGAGGCCUUUAUGAUCGGUACUUGUUUCCGUUCCAACUUUUGGACAGUGGAAGUAUAUCCCGUCUACAGAAAAUCCAUCUUAGCUUUGGGUAUCUCCGGCCACCAACCGGGUUCAGUGGUUUCCCUAACCUACGGAAGCUUGAUCUGAACUUAGUGAAUGUCGGCGGAAAAGAUCUUCAAGACAUGUUGUCAAAUUGCUCUAACCUGGAGUGGUUAAGUAUUGUUAGAUGUCAUCUCUAUGAUGAACUAGAGGUUAAUGGUCCGCUGCCUCGCCUGCUACACUUGCAUUUUUCAUUCUGCGAGAUAACGAAGAUUGCAUUGCAUGCUGUGAAACUCAGAAAUUUUGUAUACAAGGGGAAGCCGGUAUGUAUCGACCUUGGUAAAUCUUAAAGACUCGAAAGUGCAGAUAUUAGUUUUUAUGGAGUGACUCUUGAGGAUGCUACCACCCAACUUGCUAAUGUGUUUACACAUGUUCAAAAUCUGAUUUUUGAUACUUGCUACGAACCACCACAGAUGCCCUGCCUGAUGCAUAACCCAUGCAAGUUUUCCCAGCUGAGGCAUUUAAAAGUGAUGCUGCUAUUUGAAAACGAUGUUGACACUCCGCAUUUGGUCUCCUUUCUGACAUCCUCUCCUUUCCUCGAAACACUAGAGAUGGAUUUUAUUGUUUCUCCUUCCCUAUACACGGGACACGUGCCUAUGAAGGGACUUAUGGAGGGUCCAUAUAAAUAUCUGAAGAAUGUGUGCAUGACAGCAUUCCGAGGAUCCAAAGGCCAGCUUGAAUUUCUUUUGCACAUAGUGGGAAAUGCCCCUGCUUUGGGAAUUUUAAAUAUUGACCAUUCGUAUAAACAGGUGAAGCGUGUGUGGAAAGAUCCCGCAAAGGAAGCGAAAUUCGUGGAUUCAGCACAUCGAACCGCUAGAAUAUAUCUCGAAGGAAAAAUCUCUCCCAAGUGCUCUGUAAGAUUGCUUUAAGCAGGGUUUAAGUGGGAUAUACAGCGAUUGAUCUUGCAAAUGUAGUGUUAUGGUAGUGUACAUAAUCUAUGAUAGUUGCUUCUACUAAUUGUUAUGGCCGGUGAUUGUUUAGGCCCCCUCCCACUGAAAAUGCACCGCCUUUUAGAUUUAAGUUAGGACAAUUCUAUUGUCAACAAGUACACUAUUAGUAUGUGACUUAUGUGAUACAAAACCACAGCCACAAAUAAGUUCUUUCAAAUAUGAUCUAAUUAAUGACACCAUUUUUAUAUCACAUAAAAGCUAUACUAAUAGAGUAAUUGUUGGUCAGAAACCCAAUAUGCGACGUAUUUCAAAACUCAUGGAAUGUAUGAAAGUAACAUAUAACAUCAUCUUCUAUUAUAGAAAACAUCCAUUGUUCUUGUUCAGGUGUCUGUUAAUUAUAGCUGGUGUGGUCCUCAUGCACCAUCCAUUUCAUUGUUUCCGGCUCACCCACUCAAAUCAUAGAGUGUGAUUAAACAACUAGCGUGAAAGCAGUUGCGCAUUAGCGCAUCCGUUUUCUUGCUCUAUCUUCCACUGAUGUGGCUCAUUAUACUGUCAGUUAUAUACCGCAAAGAGAACAUAUAUAAGUAAUGGUACGAAAUAAUUGUCUGGUAAGCAAAAUCUGCCAUUUUAGGUGACAUCAGCCCCGGAGCAGGAAGAGUGGCACAGAUGAUCAUGAAACAAUCGAGAAAAAACUUUUGGUGAGAAUGAGAUAGCAUGAUCUUAUCGUACAAAAAAGAGGCAGCAUGGUACUACCAUCUAGGAUUUCCUAAAACUAAGCCGUUUAACGUGGAACAUGCACUCUGGUGAACAAUAGUUAAGAAAAACAAUAAAAUUUCAGAUCCUGAACUUUCUUGACAAACGUUGCUGAGUAUUUCACCUGUGUGCAAUGUUUCGUGAAGAAAAAACUUUUGUACUGCUCUCGGGAAAUAAUCUGUUUUUCUUUUCUAGACUAUCACGGAUGUCAUUCCAUAUAAAAAAUGUACUGAAGUUCCAUUUUUUGUUUUCCAAAUUAAUCGCUUAAAUUUGGGACUUAUAUUUUGAUGUGGAACAACAAGCAUAGAUAUAUAACAAGUUAUCCGAAACUUGGGGUCACCGAAUUCUAACCGCAAAGGAUUUCGGCUACAAACAACGCUUUGAUUAAAUACAACUAAUUUUGAAGCUGCAUGUAGUCCGCGUUGAAAUCUCUAGAAAGACUUAUAUUUAGGAACGGAGGGAGUAACAUGGUUUGUGCAUGCCUGAGGCUGUUACAUGAUUUGUUUCUUUCCUUCUAUACAAUUAUGAUUUGUUUCUUUCCUUCUAUACAAUUACAUGAUUUGUUUCUUUCCUUCUAUACACAAAUUCUUUCCAUCUAAAUUCAUGACAGAAAAUGGCAAGUAAUGAUGUGCGAAGAUAUAAAUAGCCUUGAGUAGGUCAGUCUUACCUCUUACCCUCAACAGGUAAUAGAUCACCCUAGUCAUUAGCCCAUUUCAUCUAUAGCGUUUCUACUCCUCCAAUCCCCUCUCUGGUCCCCAUUCUUUCAUUCCUUUAGAUGGGUAGGAAUUAACCAUAGAUCGGAUCGGCCGGCGCCGUCUUUGCGGCCGGUUUGGACUUUGGACCCAUCGCGAAGAAGCAGAUGGAGGCCAAGAGUGGGUGUCUCGACAACAUCGUGAAGGAGGCCAGGCGCAGGCGCAGGGAGAAGGCCAGGCGAAGGGAAGAAGAGGCAGACAGGAAGCAUUUUACUUAUCGCAUCGAACAGAUGGAGGAGGAUGAGGAGUACGACCGCACAGUUACAAAGCAGAUGCCGCGGCCAAGUAUCGUCAAGUACCAUGAUUUCUUGGGGAAAUUAUAUAUGGGGAUGGGAUAGACUGAUACCAAAAGCGCUUUACAUCUCUUGGCCUGACUAUAGCGCCUACCUUGAAGAGUAUCACCGCCGCAACAUUGCCGUGGUCAGAGACAUGGCUGAUCUCGCUGAGGCUUGUCUCGUCAAGGAGGAGCAGCUCGUGUCCGAGUGGAAGAAGAACCGGAUGACAUCUGGAGAGGAGAUGGUCUUGCCGAUGAGGAAAUCGAUCGUUCUGAGCUGCCUGAUCCACCAGCGUGCACGUUCAGUCAUCGUCUGCGCAUAUCUCGGUGCAGUGUUGGAUGGUGCUUCAAGGUUCAGAAAAUCCACUCUCCGGGAUGAUGUUUCCGGUGCCGCCUUGUUGUGUAUUGCCAAGGAGGAUGACCUGACUUGUGAGUUGCUGAGGCGUGGCGCUGAUCCUACUGAUGAUUACUUGGUCGACCAGGGCAUAGAGAUACGCAUGUGUGCCUUGUGCCUUAUGAACCGCGGUACCUCGGACAAUUUUGUUGCUGCCACCGCUGCCAUGCUGGGUAUGGCAAGGGAGGCCGAAAUGAUGUGCGCGUGGAUGAGCAAAAAUAACAAGCCUGUUGAUUUCUAUGAUGAUCUCAUACCUGAUGAGAUAAUGGACAGCCGCAGGAUCCGGUACUAUACCUUGAAUCUUAUGAUUGAGAUACUAGAAGAAUCUUCUGUUGCAGCUGCUGUUGGGCACAAGAUUGAUAAGGAAGAACCUGCCAAUAGAAAUGGUCCUGGUAGUGAUGGGGAUGGCAUUCCUGCUGAUGGAGCAGCAAACAGCACAGGGGGUGGCAUUAAUUCAGAUGCAUUGAAUUCUCAGUCUAAGAAAAAUAUUGAAGGUGGUGAAAAGAGUAAGAGGAAAGAAGAAAGUCUUUUGGAGAAGCUAUGGGGGUGGGAAAGGCUGCUGCCACUGCACGGUUCCGUUAAGUGGUCCGACUAUCGCAGCUAUCUUGAAGAGUAUCAUGAUGAUUCACAAAUUUCCACUUGUGCUGAGAUGUGUGCUGCUGUUGUCAGAUUUUGUGUCGAAAUGGAGGAGGAGCUCCAGUCCAAGUGGAAGAUUCGGGUGCGACUUAGCACGGCCGACACCUUGCCAGUCAGCACUAUCAUUCAGAGCAGCCUUAUCAAGGAGUUUGCACUUUCGAUCUGCGGCAGAGGGGGUGAAUUGUGUGUUCCUUCUGCCAUUGCUUUUGUGUGUAUCACCAAGGAGGCUGACCUGAUGUGUGAGCUGCUGAAGCAUGGCGCUAAGCCUUCUGAUGACAUCGUCCAGCAGAGCAGCGUGAUCCGCGUGUGCGCCUUGGGCAUUGUGAACCACCUCAGACGACACCAACCUGUUGCUCUCGUUGCUGCAAUGGUGGGUAUGGCAAAUGGGGCCACAAAGAUGUGUGAUUGGAUGAAGAGAGAGAACAAGCUUGUCACCUUCAGCUUGUCCGAGCCUAAUGAGCUUGAGGACUGCCGCUUGAUCCGGAUCAAAGCCUUGGAUGUGAUGACCAGCAUACUGCAUGAGCAUUCAUUUCCUUCUUCCAAGAUGCGGAAUGAUGCAGUGGCAUAUGAAUAAGCCAUACAUUUUGAAGUUUCUUUCACCUGGAACACUAUAUAGUUCUUGUUUAAGUAAGUAAAUUUUGUAUGCUUCAGAAAUCUGCCUUCGGCCUACUACUGCUUGGGUUAUGCGUGUCAAUCAAAUUAUACAUCUACAGCAAAAAAGAAAAUCAGUACCAAAGCAUCUACAGCCAACCAGAACGCUCAAAUUACGCAUCUUACGUGUUGUAUGCUCACAUUUGUAGCAGUUAACUUCGGUUUUGUAGGACAACACCUUUGUUUUGAUGUUCUGUUUCAUUUUCUUUCUGUUAUUUCUCUAGUUUCUUCCUUUGUUUAAUGCAAGCUUGCGUUGCGGCUACUGCACAUAAUGUAAGUUCUGUAACCAUGGCAUUUCAAGAAUUGUGUUGAUGUAUCUAAAGGUUGUUUUGUGGUAAGGUACUAUCAUGGUACAACAUGCUAGAUAAUCUAGAGUUUGGUCUUUAAUAACUUA
This is a messenger RNA of Triticum aestivum (bread wheat), 5853 nucleotides long. RefSeq lists its product as uncharacterized. The record is from RefSeq and is a predicted model, not a curated record. Bases 3745 to 5382 code for a protein of 545 amino acids. The transcript is spliced from 5 exons. NCBI's taxonomy places the organism in Eukaryota, Viridiplantae, Streptophyta, Magnoliopsida, Poales, Poaceae.